AUGGCUGACACCGAGAGCAUUAUAAAGACUAAAGAAACGCACUCAGAAGAUAUGAAUAAAAAAUUCAAUAUACCCAUCACAAUGUUUAGCAAAAAACCUAGUUAUGUAAUAUAUAACAAUUUUUACAAAGAAGACUUAAAAAGAAUAACUCUAAAGAGAGAAUAUAGUUUUUACAACUAUUGUUUCAUAAGUGUAUGUAUUAGUUUUAUAUUAGGUUUUAUAAUUGGAGUUGUGUUAAUGGGCGCUCAAACAAGUAUCGCUGUGAAGAAUCCCAGAAAACUUAACUUGACUAUAAGAACGUUGAACUCAUUAAAAGUUCCCAAAGACACGAGGGAACUAGAAAUUUUAGAUAAAAGAGGGUUUUCUGCCGUUUCGUUCACGGGAGACAACCACAAAUACAAAGACAUUUACCCCAAAAGUCUCACUGAUGAUAUGAAAGAGAUUUUGAAAGAUAAUAAAAUGAAUCGAGAACACAAAAAACUUAAUUUCAAACUUAAUAGAACGUUACAUGUUCCUAAUGAAAACACUGUACUCUACGGAAAUAUCUACUGGGGGACGGAAGUAGAAAAUUCAAUGCCACAAGGAUAUGGAGAGAACACGGCGGAAAUAUGGGAACAGUACGUAAACCAAAGUGAAGUUGUCAAAAUGGAAGCCGGAUGCGGAAGGAUGCAAAAUCGUCUUGUCACUUUCAAAGAUGGAAUACAAGCUUGUGUGCGGUAUAGACAAAAUACAGAUCAAAUUCAAGGAGAGAUAUUUAGUUUCUAUGUCGCUCGGUUGCUUAAUCUUACUAAUUUAGCACCAACAGUUGUUAAAAUAGUCGAUGUUAAAGAUAAGCUGUGGUCUAAUGUAGCUAAUGAUAUAGCGACAGCUCAGUGGAAUUCAAAUAGAGCAGUUAUUUUAACUCAAUAUAUACCGUCACUGGAAUCGGCUACUAUACCUGAUAUUUUUAAGCCCUCAAAUCGCCACCUAAACAAAAAAGACAUUCAGGAAAUAACGAUGAAAGAAAAAGAUACGGAUAAACAGAUUUUAAUAAACAAACUCAAAUUAAAGAAUGUAAAACCUUUAAUUGAUGACACAGAUUUCGAUCAUGUUGAUAUGAAACUGAAUAAGAAAACGAAAGAAUUGUUCGUAGAACUUGCUCAAUGGUCAGAUUUGAUUAUUUUCGACUAUCUAACUGCCAAUUUAGAUAGAAUUGUAAAUAAUCUGUUUAACUAUCAGUGGAACGUGAAUAUAAUGGACGGACCCGCGCAUAAUUUAGCCAGAAAGAUGGACAGUGGACUACUUAUGUUCCUAGAUAAUGAAUCUGGCUUGUUGCACGGUUAUAGACUAUUAAAAAAAUAUAAUGUGUAUCAUAGCUUAAUGCUAGAUAACUUGUGUGUGUUUAGAAAAAGAACAGUUGACUCUUUAAAGGAACUAAGUGAUUUAUCUAUAGGUAGUAAAUUAAGUGAAAUAUUUCAUAGGAAAAAUAAUGCUGUUAUUAGAGAUAUAUUACCUCCACUACCGGAGAAGAAUGCAAAAAUACUUCAAGAGAGAAUCAGUAAAGUUUUAGGUCAAAUUGAAAAAUGCGAGAGACUGUUUGGAACCAGAUAA
Pieris macdunnoughi is the source of this 1590-nucleotide messenger RNA. NCBI's taxonomy places the organism in Eukaryota, Metazoa, Arthropoda, Insecta, Lepidoptera, Pieridae. The record is from the annotation of a GenBank genome assembly.